AUGAAUAACAUUGUAGUUUUCUUUAUAUUUUCUUUCUUGCUUCCUCUCUCUUAUGCCAUUGAAUUUGACUUUUGUGUAGGAGAUCCAACUCUCCCAAAAUCACCCAAUGGGUAUGCUUGCAAAGAUCCUGCUAAUGUCACGAUAGAUGACUUUGUUUUCACUGGUUUUUAUGAAAAUAAAGUAACCACGAAAAACAAAUAUAAAUCUAACGUGAUUUUAGCAUUUGCUGAUACAUUCCCAGCCUUAAAUGGUUUAGGUAUAUCUAAGUUGAAGGAAGAGAUAGACGUAGGUGGAGUUAUACCAGCUCACACCCACCGAACAUCAGAAAUUUUGGUCGUAAUUAAAGGGACAAUACUAAUAGGAUUUAUUGACACGAACAACACUGCAUAUUAUAAGCGACUUAAAAAAGGAGAAGUUAUUGUCAUUCCUCCAACUAUGAUUCAUUUUCAAGUCAAUGUCGGUCCAACUCCGGCUAUUGCAUACGCUAGCUUCAACGGCGCAAACCCGGGGAUUCAAGUCGUUAGUUCCGCCUUAUUUGCUAGCAAUGUACCAGCUGAUUUAAUUGCCAAAACCACUCUUCUAAGUCCUCAAGAGGUAAAGAGGAUGAAGUUGAUAUUUGGCAGUGCUUAA
Molecule: messenger RNA, 630 nt
Organism: Chenopodium quinoa (quinoa)
Lineage: Eukaryota; Viridiplantae; Streptophyta; Magnoliopsida; Caryophyllales; Amaranthaceae
Product: auxin-binding protein ABP19b-like
Exons: 1
Coding region: 1-630 (209 amino acids)
Cellular component (GO): cell wall
Molecular function (GO): manganese ion binding
Source: RefSeq, a predicted model, not a curated record